AUGGUCCUGGAGCUCAGUGGGCAGGACAAAUCCGAUUACAACACCAUGAAUACGGCCGUCAGCACAGAAUCUAUGGAUAUGGGUGAAGAGGAUAUGUCGCAAGUGGAUGGUUGCGGACUAAGCGGCGGCUCAGAUGAAGACGAUGAGUGUGGUUCCUCACCUACAAACUCAGCCUACGAUGACAGUGCAGAUAUUAUUAAAAACGCGAUGAGCGAUGAAGUCACCAAACAGCUUGCAGCAGCCGGUCCUGUCGGUAUGGCUGCCGCGGCGGCAAUUCAAUCGUCAAAGAAGCGCAAAAGGCCACACUCGUUUGAAACAAACCCCUCAGUCAGGAAGAGACACCAAAACAGACUACUUAGAAAAUUGAGACAAACAAUAGAAGAAUUCGCCACCCGCGUUGGUCAACAAGCCGUCGUGUUAGUGGCGACGCCGGGCAAGCCGAACACUUCGUACCGCGUGUUUGGGGCCAAGCCCCUCGAGGACGUGGUACGCAAUCUCCGCUGCAUGAUCAUGGAGGAACUGGAGAAUGCACUUGCUCAACAGUUCGGGCUGGGCGGGGGCCCGCAGGCGCCGCCGCCGCCGCAGGACGACCCGUCGCUCUUCGAGCUGCCGCCGCUCAUCAUCGACGGGAUCCCCACUCCUGUCGAGAAGAUGACGCAGGCGCAACUGCGCGCCUUCAUACCUCUCAUGCUCAAGUACUCUAUGGUCCGCGGUAAACCAGGUUGGGGCCGCGAGUCUACCCGUCCGCCAUGGUGGCCCAAGGAUUUACCCUGGGCCAACGUGCGUAUGGACGCCAGAACUGAGGAUGAGAAGCAGAAGAUGUCGUGGACCCACGCCCUGCGUCAGAUAGUGAUCAACUGCUACAAGUACCACGGGCGGGAGGACCUGCUGCCCGCCUUCAAUGAAGACGAGGAUAAGGGACCUCCCACGCAACCCAUGUCGCAGUACGCGCCGGCCAUGCUGCAGACCAUCACGAACCCGGACGGCUCCGUGUCACUCAUACAGGUGGACCCCAACAACCCCAUCAUCACACUGCCAGACGGCACCACGGCGCAAGUGAUCCACAGCGGCGAAGGUGGAGUGGUACAGACCAUGGACGGCGAGAACACAGUCGCGGUGGAUCUCAACGCGGUGGCAGAGGCCACGCUCAACCAUGAAGGACAACUCAUACUCACUGGGGAGGACGGACACGGGUACCCGGUGUCGGGCGUGAUCACGGUGCCGGUGUCUGCGUCGGUGUACCAGUCCAUGGUGGCGUCCAUGCAGCAGCAGGACGGCUCCGGCGUGUGCGUGGCGCCGCUCGUGCAGGUUGAUCAGAACGGCGAAGGUUUAGAAACGAUCUCGAUGGGUGGUGGAGUGGCGCAAGUGAUGCUGCAAAGCGGAGGCGAGACCCAGGUGUUGCAGGUGCUCAGUCUGAAGGAUGCUACCGUACUUAAAGCAAUGGCACAGCAACAAGUAAAAACAGAGCGCGAAGCGGUCGUUACAGACUCCUAG
Arctia plantaginis is the source of this 1494-nucleotide messenger RNA. NCBI's taxonomy places the organism in Eukaryota, Metazoa, Arthropoda, Insecta, Lepidoptera, Erebidae. The record is from the annotation of a GenBank genome assembly.